UCCGCAAAUCAGUAUCCCACUAACUCGCAAACCGUUUAAGUAGCAACCAAAUUGCAAUUUCUCGUUUAGUCGGUCAAUCGCACUGGAGUGUUAAAUGAUUUAUUGGUACGUGAACAAUAUCACACCGAUCGGCAGAGACGAAGAAGAAUCGAAAAGACUUAAAGCACAAAGUAGAUUGUUCAAUCGCCUAUCGUCAAAGUUAUCGCUGAAUCGAGGGAAUAAUAAGAAUUAUUACUACAACUGCUUCCAACUCACUGGAACGAAGUGAAGAGCUAACACCUCUAGAUAUUGUGACUCAAUUCGUCGAAAUGCCAGAAGCUGAUUCGGUAUUCCGUGCCCGAUCCGAUGGUAUAUCCGCAGAAGGUGUACGCGAUCAAUACGCCGAUGGGAAAGCAGCCAAAGUCUGGAAGGUGUACAUUGGUGACAAAAGUUCUCGAACCGAUAACUAUCGCCAAUUCUUGGUGAAUUUACUGCGUGAAAAGGGCUGCAAACGUAUAUUGGAUACGGCAUGUGGCACCGGCAUCGACUCCAUUAUGCUGGUUGAGGAAGGUUUUGAAGUUGUGUCAGUGGAUGCUUCUGAUAAAAUGUUGAAAUAUGCGUUGAAGGAGAGAUGGAACCGACGCCACGAAAAGGGUUUCGACAAAUGGGUGAUCGAGGAAGCGAACUGGUUAACCGUCGCCAAAGAUAUUGAGCCUUUCGUGAACGGUGGUUUCGACGCCGUACUGUGUUUGGGUAAUUCAUUUGCUCAUAUGUUGGACAGUUUCGGCGAUCAACGGGAACAGAAACGAGCCAUUCAAAAUUUCAAAGAAUGCGUCAAGCCAGGAGGACUGUUGCUCAUCGAUCACAGAAAUUAUGACUACAUUAUGAACACCGGAUGCACACCACCGAAAUGCAUUUACUACAAUAGCAAACAUACCUCCGACAUCAAAACAUCUGUGUUAUACAUCGAAGGAAAGCCAUAUUUGAUAACAUUAGACUACUUGAUCGAUACUGGUGACGAGAUCAGUGAAUUUCGACUUUCCUACUACCCGCACAAAUUGGACGUGUUCAGUAAAAUGUUGACAGACGUUUUCGGGACGUCCACCAAACAUGAGAUCUAUGGAGACUUCAAACAGCUGAAAGAAAUUGACGUACCAGGAUUUUAUAUUCAUUUGAUAGAAAAAUCAACAUUAUGAACAGAGUCAAAGCACUGUAGACAGUGCUAUGACUG
Molecule: messenger RNA, 1210 nt
Organism: Bradysia coprophila
Lineage: Eukaryota; Metazoa; Arthropoda; Insecta; Diptera; Sciaridae
Gene: Gnmt
Product: Glycine N-methyltransferase
Biological process (GO): S-adenosylmethionine metabolic process; regulation of gluconeogenesis; protein homotetramerization
Cellular component (GO): cytosol
Molecular function (GO): glycine N-methyltransferase activity; glycine binding; S-adenosyl-L-methionine binding
Source: RefSeq, a predicted model, not a curated record